Molecule: messenger RNA, 2932 nt
Organism: Phlebotomus papatasi
Lineage: Eukaryota; Metazoa; Arthropoda; Insecta; Diptera; Psychodidae
Gene: Fpps
Product: farnesyl pyrophosphate synthase
Exons: 6
Coding region: 406-1650 (414 amino acids)
Biological process (GO): trans, trans-farnesyl diphosphate biosynthetic process
Cellular component (GO): cytoplasm
Molecular function (GO): (2E,6E)-farnesyl diphosphate synthase activity; dimethylallyltranstransferase activity
Source: RefSeq, a predicted model, not a curated record
GAGAAAGAAUGGCAUGAUAGUUGGUUUGUUUGUGCUCGCAGGUGACGUCUUAUGUUUAAAAAAUAAUCGCGCAAGCACCUAAAGUUGCAUUUUCCUGUGAAUAUACAGUAAAAUAGAGUGAUUCAGUUGAUUUUUCAGCUAUUAAGUUUUCUAAGUGUUGUGUAGAAGUGAAGAAAAUCUUUGUUAGAAGCAGAUAUUCAGGCAAAACAGAGAAAACAUCUCGGUAAGAGAAUACUGUUGGCCACCACUAAGUUUGGAUAGAAUUCCCAAGAAGAUAGCUGAUACGGGAGUGUUUUAUUGGUAUUUAGUCACCCUCAGUGCUGCUGUCGCAGUUUCUUUAAGACCGAUAGACUGUUAAGAGACAAAGUGAUCUUGUGUGUUCCUAAAAAAAAAGAAUUAAACAGAAUGUUCUCAGUCUUUAGAAACACGUUUGUUCAGAAUCUUCUGAAGAAUAAACUACGUGGUGAGCAUUUGGUAGCUCUCAGGGGUAUAUCCAAAAGCAGUGAAGUCAACAAUUCUGACUAUUUGAAGAAAAAUGAGCCAGAGAAGUCAUCAGAAAGCAAGUCUAGGAAGACAACAAGAACACUAUCAACAAUUCAGUACUCAAUGUCAGGCUCUGCUGCUGUCUCCAAAGAUAAAAGCCGAGAGUUUAUGUCAUAUUUUCCAGAUAUUGUGCGAGAUCUCAAAGAAAAGACAAAAAAGUAUGACACAGUUGGCGUUGGAAAGCACUACGCAAGGGCAUUGCAGUACAAUGUUCCAGGAGGAAAGAAGUAUCGGGGAAUAUCAACGGUGCACGCUUAUGAGUUGAUUGCGCCGAAAACUGCUCUAACGGAGGCUAAUAUUAAAUUAGCUGUGUAUCUUGGAUGGUGUAUUGAGAUGCUGCAGGCGAUGUUUCUAAUUGUCGAUGACGUAAUGGACGGGAGCAUUACCAGAAGGGGGCAACCUUGCUGGUAUAAGCUGGAAGACAUCCAGCUGUCUGCCAUAAAUGAUGGGCUUAUGAUUGAAGCGGGCAUUUACCAGAUUCUGAAGGAGCACUUCAGCCACUUAGACUGCUAUGUGAAGCUCUAUGAGUUAUUCCAUGAAAUGACCUUCAUUACAACUCUUGGGCAGUUUCUGGACACAAAAUCUACGCAUCAGGACGUUCUGAGCUUCUCAAUGGAGCAAUAUAAGUCAAUUGUGGCCAACAAAACUUCCUACUACAGUUUCUAUCUGCCAAUUGCAGCAGCGAUGCAUUUGGCUGGAUACACAGAUCCCGAAGCCUACCGACAGGCUAAGACCAUUCUACUCGAAAUGGGCUAUUUCUUCCAGAUCCAAGACGAUUUUCUCGAUUGUUUCGGUGAUCCGGAAGUAACAGGAAAGAUUGGAACGGACAUUCAGGACAGCAAGUGCACAUGGCUGGCUGUUGUAUGUCUCCAGAGAGCCACGCCUGCCCAGAAGGAAAUUAUGAGGGAGUGCUAUGGAAAGAAUGAUCCAGAAGCCAUUGCAAGGGUCAAGCAACUUUACGAGGAACUGUCUCUGCCCAAUACUUAUGCUAUCUAUGAGGAAGACUCUUACAAUAUGAUCAGGACGCACAUUCAACAAACUUCCAGGGGAAUUCCUGUAGAAGUCUUCCUAAAAAUCAUGGACAAGUUGUAUAGACGAGAAUCCUAAGCGCACAAAAAUGUUGAAAUAAUUUAAAGUUAAAGGAUACUAAAUGAUAUCUUUAUGAUUUCUGGGACAGAAGUGAUUUGUAAGGAAUAAAAGUUGUAAUAUUUUUAUACGAUAUGUAAGGUAAAGUAUCCUCUAUUCGACAGCCUCUCUAUUCGACCACCCUAGGUUCCUCAGGUCGACCAGGCGAAAUAUCUCUUCAAAUUAUUUACAUUUGCAAUAAUAGCCGUACUCACUAUGGCGUUGUUAUCUCGUAAUCUCCGUAAUCUGUUAUCUUGUUAUAAUUUUUCAUUUAUAAAAUACAUUACGAGAACAUAACGAGAUAACGAGAUAACGAUAUUACAAGAUAACAGCGCCAUAGUGAGUACGGCUAAUAUUUGGCGAAUGGUUUAACAUCAUAGGGUCAGUUAUUUCAUAAUUAAUACAAAUCAGUAAAAAUAUCAUAGAAAUUGACCUUAGAACACUAAAAAAGCACUUAAACGAAGCGUUAAAAGUCUUUCUUAAAUAAAAAUUCGCAAUUUUUCAUCAAUUCAUGGCAUUCUUAUUGAUAUUCUUAACUGUUUUCUUAAGGAAUUAUUUCAAUUAUUAUCCUUACAGAUUACUUGAGAAUUCAAAUUUUGAGUCUAAUCGCAAGUUGAGGACUUUAUCUUUAUUCUGUGCAAAAAUUUUAGUUCCACGAUUAAGUUAAACAUUAAAUUUAAAGUCUUAAAAUUCAAAGUGCAUUUCAAAUAUAAUGUUCCUCAAUUCGACCUGUCGACGAAUCAUAGGAAGUGGAGCUUUUUCAGUUAAAUGUUUUACUACUUUUGAAUAAAUUCAUAAAACUGAGUUUUCCUAUUUUAUAUUAAUGAUUGACUUAAUUUUAAGCGUUAUUCAUGAAGUGUUAGAAAGCCAAAGUUAAAUGCAUGACUUUAUAGUUUUGUGGUUUAUUUAAUUUCUUAGAAAAAAUGGGUGGUCGAGUAGAGGAACCCCAGGUGGUCGAGUAAAGGCACUCUGAUAUCAGAGUGGUCGAGUAGAGGAACACAUCGCAUUUUUAAAACAGUUUAAUUUUUUUCUAAUUUAAAAUUAUAUUAUGUCUAAAUGAAGUUCACCAUAAGAUAGAUAAGGAUCUAUUCUAUAGUUUUAGAUAAAACCCUAUCAAAAAAGACAAAUUAUAACUGUUUUUUCAUAAGUUUUUCACAAAAGAUCUCCUUAAGUGGUCGACAUAGGGUCCUUUACCUUAUAAUUUGUCAACUGAAAAAAAUUGUAUUGAUAAAAAAAUGAAAGAAAAAUUUUUCACAGAAACAGA